AUGGCGUCUAGGGUUCUUGAAGAGAGGAAACAACAAAAAGCGUUGUUGGCGGCGCUGAUUGAACUCCGAAAGCAAACAGCUGCAUAUGUGCGUGCCCAGAUUGCGGAACAUGUGAAAAGUGUCAAGGAAUUGGAAGCUGAGUUGGCUGAGAAUCUGGAAACCCUAAGAUCUUUGAGGAAGGUUGGUGAACCUGGAGACCAAGAGGAAGCAGAAUUUGAAGCUAAGAUUGUUGGUCUCCAAAGAUCUCGGAUGGAGAGACUGGAGCAGUUUCUAAGCAACAACAACAAUAACAACAACCUGGAACUACCAUCGAAGGUCUCCUAA
Messenger RNA from Lactuca virosa, 324 nucleotides. Lineage: Eukaryota; Viridiplantae; Streptophyta; Magnoliopsida; Asterales; Asteraceae. The record is from the annotation of a GenBank genome assembly.